Exophiala bonariae is the source of this 1884-nucleotide messenger RNA. RefSeq lists its product as uncharacterized. The record is from RefSeq and is a predicted model, not a curated record. Bases 1 to 1884 code for a protein of 627 amino acids. Gene Ontology annotation, molecular function: NADP binding; flavin adenine dinucleotide binding; N,N-dimethylaniline monooxygenase activity. Lineage: Eukaryota; Fungi; Ascomycota; Eurotiomycetes; Chaetothyriales; Herpotrichiellaceae. The transcript has 7 exons.
AUGGUAGAAUUUCCAGAUACGGAGGUCAACGUUGGGCUAGACACGACUCUACACCCUGAGGACUUGGCAACUAAGUAUGGUUGGCCACAGGCAAACGAGCGAGGCUACCGUAUUCAGGAGCAACCAUAUGGCACGGAGAAGGCUCUGAGGAUAAUUCACAUCGGGGCCGGAAUCUCUGGCAUAUGCAUGGCAAAAUUCGCUCCUGAAACGUUGAACAAUGUAUCCCUCGUCUGCUACGACAAGAACUCAGAUAUUGGGGGAACGUGGUUCGAGAAUAGGUAUGACCAGCUCCAAAUUUCAGAGAAAACGAUACUGACACGAAGAAAGUUUACGUGGGCGAGGAAUCCAAAAUGGUCGCACUUCUAUUCCUAUGCUGGGGAGAUAUGGGAGUAUCUACGGAACGUUGUUGAGCAGUUCACCCUGAGGAAGUACAUGAAGCUGAACCAUGAAGUGAUGGCAGCAUCGUGGGACGAGCUGAGAGGUGUAUGGGAGGUCACAGUGAGGGACCUCCAAAAUGAUGUGACUUUCACCGACACUGCAGAAGUUCUAAUCAACAAUGCUGGCGUCCUCAACAAUUGGAAAAUGCCCAAUAUUGAUGGUUUGAGCUCAUUUGAGGGCGUAAUCUGCCACACAGCUCGUUACGACACUAGCCUUGACCUCACUGGGAAAAGAGUGGCCGUAAUUGGCACAGGUAGCAGUGGAAUUCAAGUGACCGCCGAAAUAGCUGACAAGGUUGGCCAACUCUACACCUGGAUCCGGUCUCCAACUUGGGUCACUGCAGGAUUUGCGCAGAACUGGGCUGGUCCUAAUGGAACAAAUUUUGAAUGUAUGUCAAUCCUGCCUGCUUGUGAUAAGUGGCUAAGUCUUGAGUCAGACUCGAAAGAACAAAAGACAAAAUUCGAACAAGAUCCACUGGAAUAUCUUCAUUACUGCAAACAGAUCGAAAGCGAGCUCAAUCAGCGGUUCAAAUUCAUCCUUAAUGGUACACCAGAGGCGGCACAAGCCAAAGAGUUUUCAACCGACCAGAUGAAAGAGCGUUUAGGUGGCAAUGAAGAGCUUAUCAACAAGAUAAUACCUAAAGCCUUCAAUGUUGGGUGCAGGCGCCCUACACCAGGGAAUGGUUUCCUAGAGGCUCUCACCAGAGACAAUGUUAAGGCAUUCGUUCAGGGACUCCAAAGAAUUACUCCAAGUGGUUUUGUCAAUGAGGAUGGAGUUGAGCAUGAAGUCGACGUGAUCAUAUGUGCUACUGGCUUUGAUACGAGCUGGAUCCCUCGAAUUCCUAUUAUCGCAAAUGGCAAGAACGUACAGGAAAAUCUUGCUCAGAGCUUAGUCUCGUAUCUCUCAAUUGCGGUCCCAGAGAUUCCCAACUAUUGGAUGGGAGUCGGCCCCUACGGUCCUCUAGGCCAUGGUUCAUUCAUACCGAUAAUCGAACUCGUAACAAGACAUAUUCUUACAAUCGUCAAGAAGAUGCAAAAGGAAAAUAUCAAAUCGAUGGCCCCAAAACGAGAUAUCAGCGAGUCCUUCGCCGAACACGCAGAUCUAUUUCUGCAGCGGACUGCCUGGUCGGGAGUCUGCAGAAGUUGGUUCAAACAAGGGCGACUGGAUGGUAAGCCAGCAGUUUUUCCUGGCAGUAGACUCGUCUACAUGGACCUCCUCAAAGAACCGCGCUUUGAGGACUACGAAAUUGUUUAUCAACAUGGAAAUCCUUUCGGUUUUCUUGGAAAUGGAUUCAGUAUAAAGGAGUUUGAUGGCAGUGAUCUUUCGUACUACCUGGGGACCGAUGAUGAUCCAGGCGCGCUGCUUCCGACUCGGGCGUACACGAAUGGCGCUGCAAAAGAGAUACCGCAUGUAAAUAGAGAUAUUUCCAUCAAUGGUAGCACUUGA